UCUUCUCCCCCACCCCCUCCCACCCGGAACCCUGAGAUCCGGGCUAUGAAUCGCAAGAGACGGCUCCUGGCGUCCGAGGCUUUUGGAGUGAAGCGACGGCGGGCACCGGGGCCCGUGAGAGCGGAUCCUCUACGGGCGAGAGCAGGCUCGGCGCGCGAGGCCAUCGAGGAGCUUGUGCAGCUCUUCCCCCGGGGACUGUUCGAGGACGCGCUGCCGCCCAUCGCGCUGAGGAGCCAGGUGUACAGUCUCGUGCCAGACCGGACGGUGGCCGACCUACAACUGGUGACAGGUGUACGGAAGGCCACCGGUGAAAGAGAUUGACUGAAGGAGAGAGAAAUCUAGUGUCAACUCCCAGACUUUCCAGAGUUUCUGACCCCUGGAAGAAGACUGCAGACUCAACUCAAUAAUAAUUAAAAUGUUUAUUGAUUAC
Molecule: messenger RNA, 430 nt
Organism: Mastomys coucha (southern multimammate mouse)
Lineage: Eukaryota; Metazoa; Chordata; Mammalia; Rodentia; Muridae
Product: serine/threonine-protein kinase 19-like
Exons: 4
Coding region: 46-321 (91 amino acids)
Source: RefSeq, a predicted model, not a curated record